Messenger RNA from Parathielavia appendiculata, 6381 nucleotides. RefSeq names its product ARM repeat-containing protein. The transcript has 2 exons. The record is from RefSeq and is a predicted model, not a curated record. The coding region runs from base 177 to 6365 and encodes 2062 amino acids. Lineage: Eukaryota; Fungi; Ascomycota; Sordariomycetes; Sordariales; Chaetomiaceae. Gene Ontology annotation, cellular component: endocytic vesicle; Golgi apparatus; membrane. Gene Ontology annotation, biological process: intracellular protein localization; endocytosis; retrograde transport, endosome to Golgi.
CACAGACCAUUAUCGGCUGUGUAUGCCAAGAACGCCUUGAAAGUGACGUUUGAGCACUGAGAUAACCCCUGACGGCAGCCCGCAUUUUUUGUUCAGCCGUUUUCAGUUCGCACUCUUCAGGCAAGGACGAUUGUGAACGACGCAACAACCGCCUCCCGACAGCAUCCCAGAUUCAGAUGGCGUCAACAGCGGGCACUGAUGAGCCCAGCACCGUGAACGGCGGCGUCCCGCGCACAUCAGCAGCUGCUGCAGCCAGUUCCAAUCCCGAAUUCGAUGUCUCUAAGCUGCAGGGACUGCCGCCAGAGCAGCAAGAACUGCUCCUCUUAAGCUUUGUAUCGACCCUCAGCAAACAUGUCCUCAACCUGCCGCCCGAUGACUGCACGGCUCAGCAGUUCUACCUCAAGAAGGAGGUCUUCAAGAUCCUCAAUCUCGCAGCCCCGCCUCCGACGAGGGUCAUACGCAACACACUGGGCAAAUGUCUGGGACACAUCUUUGGGAAAGGGGACCGGAAAUUGCUUUUUGAGACGGUCAAUGAGCUGGCGGGUAUCAUCUCUAGCGGGAAGUCGAAAAAUGACGCCGAGAACCGGACAAAGCAUGCCGCGGUUACCUGCCUGGGCGAUGUUUACGCUGCCGCCGGCGACAGCGCCAUCAACCUCCACCAACUGGCCUGCUCGGCCCUCUUGAAGUUGUUGAAAUCGUCUUCGAACAAUGCUGGGCUCCGCGCCGCAGUGUUUACUGCUCUGGGAAAGAUUGCAACGAUGCUGAGUGGAAGUUUGGACGAGAGCAUUGCUAGGGACGUCUGGAAGCAGGGCCGGAGCUAUGCUUCGAGCGACAAGGGAUCGCUCGUCGUGAUUACCGCGUGCCGUUGCUUGCGAUCGCUCCUACGGUUCACCCCUUAUUUUCAGACCUCAAGCGACUUUGACAGUCUCCGGUCCUCCAUGUUCAAGGCCUUCGACUCUCCGUCCUCUAACGUCCGUGCCGCGGCCGCCGACUGCUUUGCCGAGGCCCUUGUCCAAGGUUAUUCCGAGUCAGCGGUUGGCGAAGCUCCCUUGGUACUGCUCAAGAGAUCCAAAUCCAAGGCUGUGAAACGGCAGUCCAUGCAAGCUGGCGCGUUGCAGGACGACGACGAUAUCCAUUCACGACCGGAAAGCCCUGCUCCAGGCAAGAAGUCCCAGAUCUUGGCUCUCUCGCUGGCAGACAUGCUCAAGACCUUGUCGACACAGUAUGUGCGCAUGUCAACGUCCAACAAAUCGAGAGCUGCAAUCGCUAUCUGUUACGGCAACAUGCUCCGCAAGCUGGGAGAAAGGACGGUGGAGAUUAACUACACGCGGAUUGUUGAACACUUGACCGUUGAGCUCCUGGGGAAUAGCAAUGUCGCCAACAAUCGAUACCGGCUGCUCAUUACACGGCGAAUGGUGGAAAUCAUUGUACAAGACGUUGUUGGCAAGAAGAUUCUUGGAGAGUCGGGCCAGAGCAGCGCAGCAAAGGCCCUCCUCAACGACAUCGUCAAAAACUACCCACAGGCGCUCAAGGAGAAACCGGAACCCACGAAACAGACACUAGCGGUUUCGCUGAGCGCCCUGGCGUCCCUGAUAGACAGUCUGGGCUCGGCGUCCAACAGCUUCUCGGAAGCUUGCCGUGAUGGCCUUCUGCAGGUUCUACAACACCCGAGUUACACUGUCCAGGUGUACGCAUCAUCGUGUCUAAAGACGUUCCUGUUGGCGUGCCCCCAGCAGCUUCUCCCCUGUCUGUCGGUGUGCAUGAACAGCCUCAGCAGAGAGCUGGGGCUGCUUGGUACGGGAAGGGGCUCGCCCCGUCGUUGCCUCGGCUUCGCCCACGGCCUCGCCGCCGGCCUCAGUGCAAGCCCGCAGCGGCCGCUCUAUGGCUCGGUCGACAUCAAUAGCCGAGUCUUGACCAUGGCCACAAACCUGCUCAAGUCGAGCGGCAGCUCCGAGUUGCGCGUUGCCAGCGUGCAAAUCCAGGUCGCUUGGACCCUCAUCGGAGGGCUCAUGUCGCUUGGACCCAACUUCGUCAAGAUCCAUCUCUCGCAGCUCCUUCUCUUGUGGAAGAAUGCCUUGCCCAAGGUUCUCUCAAAGGACAGCUCCAUACACAGAAACUAUCUUAACGCUUGUUUCCUGACCCAUGUCAGAGAGUGCGCGCUUAGCUCGAUCCUAGCUUUCCUCGAGUUCAACAGCCGUCUCCUCACAGUCGAUGUUUCAAAGCGUAUCGCAACAAUGCUGCAGAGCACGACGGCGUUCCUGAAAACGCUCCCUUCAAAGAAGACAGCAGAGGAUAUUAGCGAAAGACUAACACCGUCCCUGCAAUUGCAGGAUCUGGAGGUCAUGGUGCAGCGGAGGGUGCUUCAGUGCUAUACCAAGUUGGUGAACAUCAGCCCAGCAGCCGGUACUGAGGCCCUCUUGCAAUCCAACCUCCUCACACUGGCCAUUUCUCUCUUCGCAGACCCCGAUAACUACACCCCUACCUCUCUCAGCGCAUCCAUCGCCAACACGGCCGGAACUUUUGAGUCUAUCUGGGAAAUUGGCGACAACUCCGGAUUCGGUGUGACGGGCCUUGUGCGGGGCUUUACCGUCAGGCCACUUCCUGGACAACAUGAGGGCUCUGCCGACCGCACUCCUUCUGGUCGAGAAGGGCCGGAGGAGGCAAUUGAGAGACUUUUGCUCUCUCCCGUUUGCGGCACCCUUGAGCACGAUGCCUCGGUUCUGUACAUUGGCAGCGCCGACGGGCCCAGUCUUCCCGACCCUGCUGCGACUGAGGUGGUCAACAUGGCGAUCCAACUUUUCGCCUUCGUCUUUCCGCUUACGCCUGCUAAGGUCCAAGAGAGUGUCUUGGAGCAAGUAACGACCUUCUUGGCCGCGGGCUCUCUCCAAAGAGACCCCGGCCGCAAGGCUGCCAUCAAUGUCAACGUUGCUAUGGCGCUGCUUUCCAUUCUGCGAGUAGCUGUUAAGGAGACGAAGUCGCCUCCAGGUGACGUGACCAACGCGGCUGUCGAAAAGCUUAUCCAGGACUUGCUUCGAGUUUUCGUGCUGGAUCGGGACCAGUACGUUCGAAGCAUUGCUUAUGAAGCGGUUGCUCGACUCUGCGGCGCCUGCGGGAAUGCCUUCACAAACCAGGAGAUCAAAUACCUUGUCGACACCAUCGUGGUGAAUCGAGAACCUAGCGCCAGAGCCGGCUGUGCAAUGACUCUGGGAACCAUCCAGGCGCAGAUCGGGAGCAUGGCAGCUGGGUACCAUUUGAAGACCGUCCUUAACAUUCUCCUGUCAUUAUGCAACGACCCUCACCCUACUGUACACUACUGGGCGCUGGAAGCAGUUGCAAGGGUUUCUGACGCCUCCGGGCUUGGAUUCGCAAACUACGUCUCGGCCACUCUGGGGAUGCUGGCCAACCUCUACUGUUCCGAGACUCACAAUCCCGAAGUGGCUUUACCUGCGACCAUGAACCUUGAGGUCGAGUCGUCUACGUCUGCGGCCAUCGCUCACUGCGUUGACUCGCUCAUCAACGUCCUCGGCCCCGAUUUACAGGACUCCACGAAGUCGAGAGAGCUCAUCCUUACCCUCGUCGGAUAUUUCCAGCAGGAAGAGGAUUCUGAAGUGCAGAGGGCCAGCCUCCUGUGCUUGGAGCACCUCUCGCUGUACGCUCCGGGAUACAUGAAUUUUGCAGACUACGUCAAGACACUACAACACUACCUCGACUCUGAGCGCACCGCCCUUCGGGAUGUUGCCGUGGAUGGGCUGCAUAAUCUGAUGAAGAGGAACCCGUACGACGUCAUUGAGGCCGCGAACAAGGGGUUUGAGGACCAGCUGUGGUUAGUACUUGACUCGAAUCCGAGCCACGACGGGAUGCGUAACACCCUCCGGAAUUGGAUGCGGCACACGUGCCUUGACAAUACGGCCGCCUGGCUCGCUCGUUUCCAGCAUGUCCUCAAGAUGACGAGACCCAAGGAGGCAGUCAAGGACACCACCAAGCCCAAGAAGUCGAGCACUGGAAUUGAUCUCCAAGAUGAAGAGGUCGCUGGGUUUGCCGUCGCGUCUGCUGGCGCCAAAGACGAAAAGGACACCCCGAGCGGCUCCGACGUCGAACCACUUCGAUGGCAGGUCAUGACUUUUGUUAUGGAGUGUCUGAAUGACAUUUUUGUCCUCGUGGCCAAGGACGUUGCCACGAACGGGGAGUCUGCGGCUCAGGCUGCGCUCCAGAGCAAGAUCGCAGAUGUCGUCCGGAUGGCUUUCUCGGCGUCCACUGCCGGUGUUGUCGAGCAGAGAAUAUGGGGUUUGAAGAUCAUUGGUGCCGUUCUGAAGAUGUUCGGUAAAGCGCCUGACCCAGAUUUCGAGGAAGCUAUGCUGCUCGAGCAGUACCAGGCCCAGAUCAGCUCAGCUCUCACGCCCGCGUUCGCCGCAGACUCUUCCCCUGAGCUUGCCGCCGAGGCGGUCAAUGUCUGUGCGGGUUUCAUCGCGACGGGCAUCGUCAGGGAUGUGGACAGGAUGGGCAGGAUUCUCAAGACUCUUGUGAGCUCGCUCGAAAACUUCCGGAUCGAAGAUGAGAAUGCCGGCAUUGGCGACCUGAAGGGACUGAGCUCGAAUGCCCGAGUCAUGGUCAAGAUGGCCGUGUUUGGUGCCUGGGCUGAGCUUCAAGUUGCGAGCUCCGAGCAAAAGUACCUGCUUGACGUCCUCAAACCCCACAUCGGUACAUUGACUCCUCUCUGGCUUGAGUCUCUUCGGGAAUUUGCACGGUUACGCUUUGAGCCCGACAUUUCAAUGACCUUGGGACCGCCCUCUCUCUCUGGCAGUCUGGACACGGUCUACGCGGCUCUAAACAGAGAGACGCAGCUCAAGUUCUACCAAGAUUCAUGGCUGAAGCUGGUCGAUGCAAUCGCCAGCCUCAUUGGGCAAGAUAGCGACUUCGUCUUUGACGCGCUUGAUGGCAAGGAGGUAUCGGGGCCCAAUACCAACGGCACCUCCAGCGGACCUGGUAUCAACUACCGCGAUGAGCCCGUGGCAUUCUUCUUCGUGCUCUUCGGCAUCGCAUUCGAAGCCCUUGCCACCAAGCCUGGGCAGAGCGAGUCUCUUGCGACUCAGGAGCAAACGCUUGCCAUUCUCAGCGCUCUAAAGAAGAUCUUGCACCCCAGCGUGUCUGGGCAAGCAAUCUACCGCGAGGCCAUCUUCUCCGAGACGAUGGAUCUCCUGGACCGCCUCGUCCUUACUGAGGGCCUUGACGUCCAGGGGGUGAUAGUCGAGAUUGCGAGGGAUCUGUGCUUAGCUCAUCCGGCGGCCAGGAAACAGGAGGAAGCCGAUAAUGGGGAGCUGUCGGAGGAUAUCGAACAGCUUUUCGAGCUUACCCGCAUCAUCGUCCUCGUCCUUUCUGGCCUGCUGCCGAAUCUCAGCGAGGCCCCUCAACCAAGCCGCCAUCACAUGACUGAGGAAGCCAUUCUCCUCAUCAAGACAGCGCUCCACGCCCUGGUGGACGCCGCAGAGGUGUUUCCUGCUAUUAUCAAGACGGAUCUCUACGCGUGCAUCAUCCACAUCUUCGCGACAAUCCUAGCCACCCCUUCCUGCCAAGAGGUGAUUGUGCCCCAAUCACUGCCGACGCUGAAGAGAUUCAUCACAAGCGUGGCCGGCUCCCGAAGGUCACCUGAAGAAGGCAGUUCACAGACGGACAUCCAGCUGCUAGGGUGCCUUCGCCGGUUCCUCUCCAUCUACCUGAACGCCCAAAAGCGCGAGGGCCCCACCUCGCUUGCCUGCGUCAAGAACUGCCUGCUGGCGCUCACAAUCCUGUUUACAGGCGGCAAGAACAACCUGCCGGCCAGCGAACCGCUCGUAGAACGCUUCUUGGAUGAGCUUCUGGACUGCCUGACGGAUUGCAUGACGGCCAAGAUAGCCGCCAACUGCAUCCGCUCCCUCCUCCUGCAGCCCAACCCAACCCUCGCGGAUCAGUCGCUCGCGCGCCACCUCCUGCCGCGGCUCCUCACCUUCGUGACGGACACGAACCCAGAGGACCCGGAAAACGCGCGGGCGCUCGUGGCGCACGCGCUGUGCGGGUACGUGGCCACGCUGUCCAACAACGACGCGCGCGCGCCCGUCGCUAUGGCGCUGGUCCUGCCUGCGCUGCUGGCGCGCGCCAUGAGCGAGGGAGAAGAGGUGUAUCGCGAGACGAGCGGGCGGUUGCUGGAGCUCGCGUCGGCGGACCAGAACGCGUUUAGGGGCGUCGUCGGCGGGAUGAGUGAGGGGCAGAGGGGAUUCUUGGAGGAGGUGAUUAGGAGUGGGAGGCAGCCGGAUGGUAGGGGCAAAGUGGGUGGUGAGGAUGGGGUAAGGGAGCCGAGUAUCGCGCUGAAGAUGGAUUUUGGGGGCGCAUAGUUAGAUGGUUGUGGAC